This is a messenger RNA of Prunus dulcis (almond), 1334 nucleotides long. RefSeq names its product probable LRR receptor-like serine/threonine-protein kinase At1g56130. Gene Ontology annotation, molecular function: protein binding. The transcript has 15 exons. The record is from RefSeq and is a predicted model, not a curated record. The coding region runs from base 1 to 1263 and encodes 420 amino acids. NCBI's taxonomy places the organism in Eukaryota, Viridiplantae, Streptophyta, Magnoliopsida, Rosales, Rosaceae.
AUGUCAGGAACAGGAACCUCUGCCUCCUCCUCCUCCUCCUCAUCAGCUUUGGUAAUUUUCUUGUAUGCUGCUGCUUCUUUCUGCUGCAUAUUCGGGUUUGGCGGUAUUGGCAUAGCAGAAGCUCAAGCUCCUACUUCUCAACCUCAAGCCACCACUGAUCCAUCUGAAGUGAGAGCUUUAAACUCAAUCUUUGCGCAAUGGAAGAUUUCGGCCAAUCAACAGCAAUGGAACACCACCGGCGACCCUUGCAGUGGAGCGGCCAUAGACUCCACCGCCUUCGGCGACGAGGAUUACAACCCCUUCAUCAAAUGCGACUGUUCUUUCGACAGCAACUCCACUUGCCACAUUACCCAACUGAAAGUUUAUUCUUUGGAUGUUGUUGGUGUAAUCCCAGAUGAGCUCUGGACUUUGACUUUUCUCUUCGAUCUGAAUUUGGCUCAGAAUUACUUGACAGGACCUCUCUCUGCAUCCAUUGGAAAUCUGACUAGCAUGCAAUACUUGACCCUUGGAAUUAAUGCAUUAUCAGGCGAGCUACCGAAGGAACUUGGAAAUCUCACUGAUUUGAGAACAUUCGCUUUUGGAGCAAACAACUUUUCUGGUCCUCUGCCAUCUGAGCUAGGGAGUUUAUCAAAACUAAAAGAGAUUUACUUUGAUAGUUCUGGAGUUAGUGGCGAAAUUCCAUCAACAUUUGCUAAUCUGCAAAACUUGGAAAUAGUUUGGGCAUCGGACACUGAGCUGACUGGCAGGAUACCUGACUUCAUAGGAAAUUGGUCAAAGCUUUCUGUCUUGAGGUUUCAAGGAAACUCUUUUGAAGGUCCUAUACCAGUUACAUUUUCCAAGCUGACUUCUCUGACAGAGCUGAGAAUUAGUGAUUUAUCCAAUGUCAAUGGGAGCUCAUCUCUUGGAUUUAUUAAGGAUAUGAAGUCUCUCAGUAUUUUAGUGCUGAGGAAUAACAAUAUUUCGGAUUCAAUUCCUUCCAACAUUGGAGAAUACCAAAGUUUGUCUCAGCUGGAUUUGAGCUUCAACAAUUUAACUGGACAGAUACCAGACUCGCUGUUUAACUUGAGUUUGCUCUCUAUUCUGUUUCUUGGAAACAAUAAGUUGAACGGUACCCUGCCUGAAUCUAAAAGUUCGUCUCUUCUCAACAUAGAUUUAUCUUACAAUAAUCUACUGGGGAGCUUUCCUUCAUGGGUCAACGAACAAAAGUUACAGCUUAACUUAGUCGCCAACAACUUCAGCAUAGAAAGUUCAAACAGCAGGUGAUUCUUUGGAUCUGCGGCUCACUUAGUGUUUUGAACAUUUUUUAUAAUGGAUGUGACAGUUGCAUGUCACUU